UGGUUCUGUAAGUUUUUCUAUUUGUAUUGUAUUAUUAAGGGAAUAAAUUUGAUUGAAGCAUUUGUUACUAGGUUUAGAUGUAAAAAAGGUUAUUAUCUAAUACUGAAAUACUUAUUCAAUCAUAUUACUUAGUAUAAUUAAGGCAAUUAGAUGUAAUGAAUGAGGAUCUGAUUGAAUUGAAAUGGAUUAGUAAAGAUUAUGUUUGUUAGAAAGUAAUUAUAAUAGAAUGGAAUAAAAAUUAAGAAAUUUUGGGUGUCUAAUAUUGUAAUCAACAGAUUAGAGAUUGUGAAUUGUGAA
Molecule: messenger RNA, 297 nt
Organism: Paramecium sonneborni
Lineage: Eukaryota; Ciliophora; Oligohymenophorea; Peniculida; Parameciidae
Source: the annotation of a GenBank genome assembly